GCGCAUAGCAAACGGUCGCGCGGAUUUGAGUUUUGUUUGAAUGGUUUAGGACGGAGUGAAAACACGGUGUUUGUUAAUUUUAGCAAUGUAGAAAUGGCAGAGACGCUAUGUUUAUCGGAUUCAGAUCGAUCUUCAUCAAGCGACCAGUCUGUCCCCAGCCGAAGUAACAACAGAAGUCUGCGAAUCGCAGAAAAGGAAAGAAAGAAGAACGAGGCGGAGGACUCAUUUGUUCUGGCCCUGAGGUACUUCUCGGAAGUGGAAGCAGGCACUCCUGUAGCUGGGAAUGAUGAGCUGGACAGGAACCUGGCGGUGGUGGAGAAAGUGGCCUUUAGCAAGGGACUGUCCCCGGAGGCCAUUUCUGUCCUGCUGGAGUUUGCCAUGAGCCUCCGCAUGGGGACCAGUCCAUGUGUGCGGGUGCUCAAGUGUCUGAUUCCCGCCAGCGUGGUGGCACAGCAGGCUGUUGUUCGAGCCGUGGUUUGGCUCAAUGUCAGCAAAAUCCCCAUCAGUACUCAGGUUCUAUUCAUCAAGUGGGUGUUGACCGUGUUCGAUCUGAUCGAUGCAAAAGAUCAACUUCGAGCCAUUUAUGGCUUCAUCUUCAGCUUCAUCACAGAGGAGAAUCUGUGUCCGUACAUCUGUCACCUGCUCUACCUUCUGACCAGAAAGGAAAAUGUUCAUCUUUAUAGAGUCAGGAAGCUGCUGGAGCUCCAGUCGAAACUGGGACGGCAGCCUUUUCUCAUGCACUUGCUUUCACUUUACAAAGUGUUUUGCCCUGAACUUGUGACGCUCUCCAUCCCAUCAAGGAUUCGGAGCGGCUUUAAAAACUACAUUUCCCCCUGGAAAUCUGCACUUGCGGCUGUGCAGAAGAGUAAUGGUCAGCAGGUUUCAUCCAGCAUCAGUGCAGCUUUCACCAUUAAAGAGAAGAGCAUCUCAAGAAAAAGGAAACACUGCCACCUGGAUCUGCCUGCUCUAAGUUCUGUCCUCAACAAGGAGCCCCAGUCUGAGCAGACAUCUAGAAGAAAGAUGGUUCCCCUCGUGCAUCUGUCCUCCUUUGCUCAGAUGUUGAAAGAUAUGCAUCGAAUUGAGCUGCCCGCUCAGAUGGGCUCCUUGUUGGGUUCUAGUCUGGCUCUGCAGUAUCUCGACUGUGUGCAGGAGGAGUCUGCGCUCUUGCGCCUCAAUUUCUGGCUGGGCUGUGCUCUCCAUGAAGAAUUUCUCUUUUGCAGGCAGACUUCAGAAGAAGCUCUCCAGUUUUUGAACAAUUUGCUGUCUGCGCAGCAUUUCCUCCAGGAGGGAUUUUCCAGCUCUGACGCUUUCCUUUACAAGUUCCUCAACGUCUGGGACGGCUCUCUGCUCCGUCCGCAGAUCCUCGGCCUUUUGAGCAACAUCCCGGUCAUCCCCAGCACACAAAUCGGACGGCUGCUGUUCGAGCCCCUCACGCAGCUCUUCUUCACAUCCUCAAUGUUUUUCAAGUGCGGCCUGAUGGAGUGCUUAAACAACAUGCUGCUAAAGUGGCUGACCUGGCACUCUGUGUACGCUCUGGAGGACGACCUGGACAUCAGCCUCAACAGCCACACCUCCAUAAACAUCACUCUGUCUGGGUUUAAAGAUUCAGUGAUGGAGCUGGUUCACUUUGUGGGCCGUCUGGCGUCUUUGGGCCUUCAGCUGGAGGGCUGCAACACUCUGCUCCUCAGCUUCAUCCUGGACUUCUAUGAGACUGUGUGCGACACCUUUCUGAAGUUUGGCCUUCCCCUGGUGGUGAUGCCCCCUCCUGGAGUUUUCUACCCCGCCCUGUUGGCCACUGACCCCGUAAGCGUGGACAGACUGGCGUAUAUCAUGCACAGGUACAAACUGAACCUGACAUCCGCCAAGAGUCAGGAAAAACAGACGGAGCCCCAGCAGGCCUUUCACAUCAGCCGCCACACUUUCCGCCAGUUCAACCACUACCUGGUCUUCAUGGUCAACUGCCUGUGGAACUGCAGGAUGUUUCAUGCAAACACGGACAUGCACGUGAGGGAAGAGCUGCUUCACAAGAGCAACGUUCCUCAGUACUGGACACGGUUCGACUUCAUCCACCACCCGGCCUUCACGGGCUACGCCGUGGACUUUCACCAGAAGUGCUGGCCGGGCAAGAAGGAUGUGGACGUCAAUUCCAUAAAGCAGUCCAAGCCCUGGAGCUGGUACCUGGAGUAUCUUUUCAAUCAGGGGUUUGACGGCCUUAAAGACUUUGUUCACAGCAGCAUCAGCAGGCAGGUGACGGCGGGCGACGAGCUGCAAGAUUCGCAGCAAAGGUAGAAGCUCGUCUUGCAGGAAAAGCUCCACCCAUUUUUUUUAAAGUUUAAUUAAAGGCUUGUAUAUAUUUUAUUUCCUCGUCUCCGUCAAGUGUUAGAUUUCUGUGAAUUCCUGUUUUUAUGUACAUACCUUUGUCUUUGCUAAAGCACUUUAAGCUGCUUUUUUUCGCAUUUUGCCGUGCAAAUAAAUUAUUAUUAUAAGUUCAUGUCUGAAGAAAACAUAACCACGUGAUGCUAGUGUGUGCUGACAACAUGGAAAGGUCUUGUGUUUUAAACUCUUUAGUUAGAAGUGAUAUUCACUUACUGUCCUUAUUAUUCAUAGUCUGUCCAAAUAAACAGAGAAACAUUGUAAAUACACCUGCAUUUUAAUGAAUGAUCCACAAUUUUCCUGCAUUUAUGUUAACCUGCAUCUAUAAUAAGGUCAUUCAAUCAAAACAUCAGUUAGCUUUCAAACCUGUAAAUAUGCAAAAAAAAAAUAAAAGAAAAUUUCAAAACAAAA
Messenger RNA from Oryzias latipes (Japanese medaka), 2784 nucleotides. RefSeq names its product centromere protein I (gene cenpi). The record is from RefSeq and is a predicted model, not a curated record. Gene Ontology annotation, biological process: CENP-A containing chromatin assembly; mitotic sister chromatid segregation. Gene Ontology annotation, cellular component: kinetochore; inner kinetochore. Lineage: Eukaryota; Metazoa; Chordata; Actinopteri; Beloniformes; Adrianichthyidae.